Molecule: messenger RNA, 4039 nt
Organism: Neodiprion virginianus
Lineage: Eukaryota; Metazoa; Arthropoda; Insecta; Hymenoptera; Diprionidae
Product: serine/threonine-protein phosphatase 2A 56 kDa regulatory subunit gamma isoform-like
Exons: 10
Coding region: 718-2499 (593 amino acids)
Biological process (GO): signal transduction; protein dephosphorylation
Cellular component (GO): nucleus; cytosol; protein phosphatase type 2A complex
Molecular function (GO): protein phosphatase activator activity
Source: RefSeq, a predicted model, not a curated record
UGGCGAGGAGGAGAGAGAAGAAGAGAGAAGGAGAGAGAGACUAUAGCAGUUUUCAAAACUGGACUCCUCCUCUGGCCCGAUAUAAUAUCUGAUACUUAUACCUACAUACCGCUGUCCGCUAGUCUCUCACGAGUGUUAUUCCGAAAACGAGAAAUGAAUUUACGCGAGCGAAGAUUGGUGAAAAAUACUAUAACACCGCCGCACUAUCGUUAUAGUUUGCAAUCAUUUCAUUGUCUCUUAUUUUGACCCUAUACGUAUCUACGUUAUUCGGUUUUAUUAAGCGUUCGGAUCUGUAACUUUUUUCUUACUCCACUUCUCCGUCAUCUUCUCCUUCUCCUUCUUCUUACUCGAAUUCUUAUGCACACAGGAUGCGUGAUCUUAGGUUUCUUUAAAUUUUUCAUUGCUUUUUUUUCUUAUACGAACAAUGCGCUCUAAUUUUUUAACGAGAAUGAAAACCGAGUGAAAUAAAUAAAUGGAUAAAUUGUGACCAGGGGGGAAAAUCACACCGAGUUUUGCCGCGUUCAUUGGGAGAACCUCUGCUGUGGAUCUAAAAUCGAUAACUUUGAUGCACAGCUUACAAAAUCGUUGAACCGUUAUGUUGAUCAAAUCAUCGGUGCGUGUAUUUCGAUAAUAACAUUGAUGCGUUAGACCUGGGAAAAAAAUUCUCCUGAAGUACCCUGGCUAUAAUCUACCACCCCUACCACUUGACCUACCGUGAUGCAAAAUAAAAUGCAAACGUUCAGCGGUCUCGCAUUUGGGAAUGUAUUUAGAAAGAAGGCAAACAAAACGGCUGGGGGAACCUCCGGGGGCAGUACGCCGCCACCUCCGCCAACUCUGAUAAAUAAAAUCAAAUAUCAACCCGGGGGACCGGUAAUAAAGAAGGAUAAACGUCAGAGCAGCUCGAGGUUCAACAUAUCGAAGAACAGGGAGCUGCAGAAACUGCCCCUGCUAACAGAAGCGCAGCAGGGCAACGAAAGGGAGGAACUGUUUAUCCAGAAGCUGAGACAGUGCUGCGUACUGUUUGACUUCGAGGCAGAUCCAUUAUCGGAUUUAAAAUGGAAGGAGGUGAAACGAGGCGCGCUGCACGAGAUGGUAGAAUACGUUACAAAAAACAGAAAUGUUAUCACCGAAGCCAUAUAUCCGGAGGCUGUGAACAUGUUUGCAGUGAACCUUUUCCGGACAUUGCCGCCAUCGUCGAACCCGAAUGGAGCAGAAUUCGACCCCGAGGAAGAUGAGCCGACCCUGGAAGCAGCGUGGCCGCAUUUGCAAUUGGUCUACGAAUUUUUCCUACGGUUGUUAGAGUCGCAGGACUUUCAACCCAACAUUGCUAAGCGGUACAUCGACCACAAGUUUGUUUUACAACUGUUGGAAUUGUUUGACUCGGAGGAUCCAAGGGAGAGGGACUUUCUCAAAACUACACUUCAUAGAAUUUAUGGAAAGUUUCUCGGAUUGAGGGCUUACAUAAGAAAACAAAUAAACAAUGUUUUCUACAGAUUCAUAUACGAGACGGAACAUCAUAAUGGUAUAGCCGAAUUGCUGGAAAUAUUGGGGAGCAUUAUCAACGGCUUUGCGUUGCCGCUGAAAGAGGAACACAAGGUGUUUUUACUGAAGGUAUUGCUGCCGUUGCACAAGGCAAAAUCUUUGUCUGUCUAUCAUCCGCAGCUCGCUUACUGCGUCGUUCAGUUUUUGGAGAAGGACGCGUCUCUAACGGAGCCCGUUAUUAGAAAUCUGUUGAAAUUUUGGCCAAAGACACAUUCCCCCAAAGAAGUGAUGUUCCUCAACGAACUUGAGGAGAUUCUCGACGUGAUCGAGCCUGCCGAGUUCCAAAAAGUAAUGGACCCUCUGUUCAGGCAGCUCGCCAAGUGCGUCUCGUCGCCGCACUUUCAGGUGGCCGAAAGAGCUCUCUACUACUGGAAUAAUGAGUACAUAAUGUCACUAAUAUCGGACAAUUAUUCCGUCAUAUUGCCGAUAAUGUAUCCGGCAUUGUACAGAAAUUCCCGCAAUCACUGGAACAAAACGAUCCACGGACUGAUAUACAACGCUCUGAAACUAUUUAUGGAAAUGAAUCAGAAAGUAUUCGACGAAUGCACCCAGCAGUACUAUCAGGAUCGUCAGAAGGAGCGCAAGGUAUUGAAAGAUAGGAACGAGGCGUGGGUCAGAGUCGAAGCGCUGGCGAUGAGACAUCCUGGAUAUUCGUCGACCAACAUAGACACGAAUUACCCGUACACGUUGCCACCCGACGACGACGCCGACGCGGAUCAAACGCCGUUGAUAUUCGAAAAGCCAAAAGCCAAAUUCACGGAGGUGAGAGGCGUUCCAGUUUCAAGUCCUUUCGACGCCGAAAAAGCACUGACGACGGCGGACCAACCAGUUAAGAUGAAGGGGCUACUGCGGAGGAAGAGCGAGCUGCCCCAGGAUUCUUACACGAUGAGAGCUCUUUCGGAUCACAAACGCGCGGACGAAUACCUCGUCACGCCACCGGAUCCAAACAAAUGCUAGUCCUUACCCCGCACCCAGGCGUACACACACACCUAUGCUAAUGCCAACCCAAACAUAAACAUACACAUAAACACGUACAUACACAUACAUCCUACCAUUAUUAUACUUUCGUUGCUGCAACAAGUCCAGAAAUUAGCUUCAGGCCGCGCGUACGGCGAUUACAGAUAUUAUUAUUCAAUAUUAUACAUAUGUUUACUUCUACUACUAGGUACUAGUGCGUAAAUACACACAUACGUAUAUGUAUACAUACAUACAUACAUACAUACAUACAUAUAUUCAUACACGCAUGCCCCACACACACACGCUGCGCGCGCGCGCACGCAUACAUACAUACGUAAAUAACUAUCAAUAUUGCUACUAGCCACGUAAAUUUCGCGCGAUUAUUUUCCUUUCGUGAAAUUAAGUUAUUCGAUUGAACGAAACAAAGCCAAACAACCAAACUAAAAAAAAAGAAAGAAAAAAAACAAUGUAUUUCAUACAACGAUCGGAUGUUACCUUCAUUCAAUUGGGUUUUUUUUUAUUUAUUUUUUUUUUUUUUUCAUUUAAUACAAAUUAUUUUUUGUUUUAAUUUUAUUUGAGAGGGUGAGAAGAAGAAAGAGAGAGAGAGAGAGAGAGAGAGGGGGGAUUAGUUUCAGUGCUGAAUUCGCGAAUUUUCUCUAUAGCAAUAAUAUGAGCAAACAAAAAAAUGAAAGGGAAAUCAGAAAAUUGAAAGAAGUACGAAGCAAACGCAGUCAUGCGCAGUAGGCGGACAUAGUGGCAUAGCUUUUGAUCAGCGAAGAUCAGCCAGGGUCGAUUUUAAACGUCGUUUGUUUUGUUUUGUUUUGUUUUUUUUUCCCCCUCUUUGUUAUCCUAGACUAGAGGAGUAAUUUUUGCUUUUAAUAAUAUACAAUCACCGAUCCAGUUGAUAGAACGAAAAAAAUCAGAGUAUUUCAUACGAAACACACGAAUUAAACUGCAGAAUUUAUAUGGGCCAUGGUUUAAUUUUUUAUUCUUUUCUAUCUCUGUAAGACUUUACCGUAUGUAAAAAUUGAUCGAUCGGGAGAGAAAAACACCGUUGUCCCAACAGCCAAAUAAUCGAUUUAUCAAUCUGAACGGAUACGGCGAAGAGUGAUAGCGACGUAUUCUUACUAGAUGCAUAUGUCUAUCAAAUUUUUAUUAUUUUGUCCCCCCUAAAGUCAGGCCCUUUUGUAUCUAUUAAAUCACAAGCAUUAGCCCACCUGAGGAUAAUGCAAUUGAAACAAAACGAACAAACGAAAAUGAUGAAAAGCUGUAUUUUUCAUCAAAUCUUCAUAUAGUUUCGCCAAGUACAAACAAUGCCGAAAUGUUUUAUCGACAUUCAUGAAGUUCGUACUGUCAUAACGAUUAUAUUAUAAACGUAAAGAAACAAAAUAAAUGAUUAAAAAAACACUAAUGAAAUCGAAUCAAUUAUGUACAAUAAAAGAAUUAGUCAAAUAAUUGAAUAGACUUCGUCGCGGUGGCCAAGAUGCAAAGUUCUAUAUGCACAUGUAUAGACAUGACAUCAAUGACUGAAAAGAAAUUA